This is a messenger RNA of Hippocampus zosterae (dwarf seahorse), 3094 nucleotides long. It is a transcript of the gene thap12b, whose product is annotated as THAP domain containing 12b. Bases 257 to 2500 code for a protein of 747 amino acids. The record is from RefSeq and is a predicted model, not a curated record. The transcript has 5 exons. Lineage: Eukaryota; Metazoa; Chordata; Actinopteri; Syngnathiformes; Syngnathidae.
CGCUCCAAUCAAUAGCCGAGAUAUGAGCCGCAGUUACUGAAAAUGGUCAUUUUGUUUGGCGCUUCGCGAAAUUCAGUAACCGUCAAAUGGAACGCUUUUGAGCUGUUGUCUUAUUUAUUGAACACUGUCCUUUGAGACGCAGUUAGGCUCGCUCUGUCUGGUUUGCUGGAGCUGAGAAACAAAACGACUUUUAAAACAAUAGCAAGGUUAGUCGAACGGAGGUGUAGCCAAGUUUGCUAACGAGUUAGCUUGAAAAAUGCCGAAUUUUUGUGCGGCCCCGAACUGCACACGGAAGAGUACACAGUCGGAUUUGGCAUUUUUCCGCUUUCCCAGGGACCCCGAAAGAUGUCGAAUCUGGGUUGAGAACUGCCGCAGAGCGGACCUGGAGGCCAAAACUGCCGACCAGUUGAACAAGCACUACAGAUUGUGUGCCAAACACUUUGACCCGGCCCUAGUAUACAGAACUAGCCCCUACAGGACGGUACUCAAGGAUACGGCCAUUCCCACCAUCUUCGAUCUGACCAGCCACUUGGCGAAUCCUCGCGUCAAACACCGCAAGCAGAUCAAAGAACUUACAGAGGAGGACCUAAGACGAAUCAAGGAAAGAAGAUUGGCGUCCUCUGCUGAGAAGUCCCAAAAAGACGCGGCCCCCGAAGACCAGAUCGUAGAAGAGCCGCAGAUGUCCGCGGAGGAGAAACAGCUGCGCGACUACCUGCGCUCCCUGUUUGAGGUGGUCCUGACUCUGGCCAAGCAGCGCAUCCCCUUUCAGACCUUCAAAGAUCUCGACGGCGAGAACGCGCCCAACAACUUCCAAGCGCUGUUGGAGUACCGCAUGCACGCCGGAGACGAGGCCCUGAGGAAGCGCUUCGAGGCCACGCCGGUAAACGGCGAGUUCCUCUCCUCGGCGCAGCUGUGCCAGCUCCUGGACGUGUGUGAGAACACGGUGAGGGAGGAGGUGCUGAUGGAGGCCAGGGAGGGCCGCUUCUUCUCGCUGGUCACCGACGACUUGGUGGACUUCGGCGGCGACAAGCACCUCCCGCUCUUUCUUCGCUUCGUCAACCAGCACAACGUCCUGCGCGAGGAAUUUUUGGACUUUGUGCCGUUCGACGGCGACGAAUUGGCGCUGGUGGAGCGUCUGGAGGCGCAGCUGACCGAGCGCUGGGGGCUCAUCAUGGAGGAUUGCCGCGGGCAGGCGCACAAAGUGACCGGGGCGUCGGCCACCAAGAUGAAGGCGGUGGCCGUGCACCUGAUGGAGAAGUACCCGCUGGCCCUUUACAUGCCCUGCUCCCGCAUGGCGCUCAACAUCCACCUGGCCAACAGUCUGCCCUUCCCCAACGUGCAGGUGCUCAUGGAGACCCUGCGGAGGUUGGCCGCCUUCUUCAAGAGCGCUCCGGCGCAGGCCCUGCUUGCCACGUGCAUCUCCGCUCACUCGCCGAAAAGUGACGAAAAGGCGGCGGCGCUCCAUCAAGCCUGCGGCGAAGGUUGGACCGAGCGCCACAACGUCUUCGACGUGCUCCUCGACAUCCUGCCGCCGCUCAUUGCCUGCCUGGACACCAUCCACCGGAAUGCCGACGGCGCCUUCGACGGCGCGGCCAUGGCCGGCGCCUACUCCCUCGCCGAGACGCUGGCCGACUUUGAGAUGGUGAUGACCGCCGUGGUCCUCAAAAGCGUCCUCACCUUCACCCGAGCGUUCGGCCGGAACCUCCAAGGCGAGACGCUGGACGCCUUCUGCGCCGCCAACAGCCUGACGGCCGUCAUGCACUCGCUCGUCGAGGUCAACGACAACAUCGACGUGUACCACGAGUUCUGGUACGAGGAGGCCACCAACUUGGCCGCCUCCCUGGAGAUCCCCGUCCGCGUGCCCCGGCUCUUUGUUCAGAGGCAGCGCGCCGCCGACAUGGGCGAGAUCCAAGCGGAGGCCUACUUCCGCGAGUACGUCACGCUGCCCAUCAUCCACAGCGUCAUGCAGGAGGUGGAGGAGAUGUUCUCCGAGGUCAACCUCAAAGUCCUCAAGUGUCUGUCGCUGGUUCCGGCCAUCAUGGGCCAGAUGAAAUUCAACACCACGGAGGAGAACUCGGCCGACAUGUACCGCGCCGACCUGCCCAGCCCCGAGACGCUGGCGGCCGAGCUGCACUGCUGGCGCAUCAAGUGGAAACACCGUGGCAAGGAGGUGCGCCUGCCCGCCACCAUCCACGAGACGCUGCAGCUGCCCGACAUCAAGUUCUUCCCCAAUGUCAACGCUUUUCUGAAGGUGCUCUCCACGCUGCCUGUGCUGAGGAUGGAGGAGCAGCGGGGCGCCGCCGCUGGCGAGCGGCUGCGGGCCUACCUGGACGCCGUGCCCGCCAAGUUGUGGAACCGCAGUCUCGCUGUGCUCAACGUCAACGGCCACGUCAAGCCCGACCUGGACGUCAUGGUGGACAAGUACUGCAGACUUUAUCCCGAGGAGGAGCCCGAGCUGGAGCUGGAGCCUGAGCCAGAGGAAGAGGUUGCCGCCAAAUGAACUACGUCCUCCAUUUUGUGUCCGGACUGGCGCUUUUAUAUCAUCUUUUUGUAUGUAGUGCGCGAGGCCUUCAAGCGACAUUCAAAACGACCGCACCACGUCAUGACAUCCAAUCAAACGUGAGCAGUUUUAUUUUUGUACAGGCAUCAUUUUCUGUUUAUGCACAUAUCAUAACAGUCUGCCUUUGCAUUUAUUAACAUGUGAAAUCUUGUGGCGUGGAGUUUAUGGUGUAAACGAAUCUGAAAAAAUGGACUUGUUCAGAUAAAGACAUGAGACAACAGUCCGUGGGAUUUAGCCCGCCGUCCCUGUGAACGUGGGACUUCAUCGCAGUUGAAGAGCAAACGAGACCGCAAGAAGGUGCUGCUGCACCAAUUACACACUUGCCAGCCAGUUUAUUUGAUCCAUAAACCAAAGUCUGGCUUGUUGUUAAUGCCAAGCUUCAAUGACUUUGAAUAUUACCUGAACAAAGCAUUUGAUUUGUGUUUCGCGUAAAGAUUGUAUUGAUGUUCUUGCCUCAACAUUUCCCCUCAUGAUGAGUCACGUUUGAUCGCUGAUAUUUAGUUGUUUUAGGUUGAAAAAAAAAUUCUCAAUCAA